AUGGCUGCGAACCACACCCCGCCGGCAUCGCCUCCGUCCCCCUCAGCGUCAUUCUACGAUGUUAGCGACGACGAGGAGGGCGAUUAUAACACGGUUACUCAUACAAGAUCUGGAAAGGGAGUGAAGCUGCUUUAUUCCAAAAGCAAGGUCUACGUCCAUCCAAGCGCAUCCUCAAAGGACAAUAUACCAGGCUUUAUUGCUUUGAUUCAACAGAAGCAGCCUGCUUCUGCUGUCCCUCCCGAGAGCUCCUCAUCCUCUCCACUUUCAGAUAAAAAGAUCGACCCAUCCUCACUAUUAUUGUCCUGGGUGCCGGAGGCCUCAUUGGGAGACGAGCGCAAUGUCUACGUUAAAGUAGAUUUAUCAGACAGCUCUUCGCCUCCACGGACGUCCUACCUUGUCCCGCCAUUGCCCACGACUGAGAGCAAUCUGGGUCCUAUCGGAUCAUACGCCUUCGCCAUCCCACUCUCCCGUAUAUAUUCACUCUUGGUUCGGCCACCGAGCUUGGGAUGGUGGUUUGGUAGUGUGAUUAUCAAUACAAAGGCUGGCGAUAGCUUUCCUGCAUUGUUCUUCCACGACAGCGAAUGUGAAUCCACAAUACUGCAAAAGAAGAAGCGGACAAAGGAGAAUUUUGACCCCUUUGCUUCCGAUGGGAGUAUGUUCUGGGGAGGUGACGAGGUGCUUCGAUGGCUACGACGAUAUGUCGAAGUUCACCGUUCAGGUGAAGACCCAAGCGCCUAUCUGAUCAACCCAACUGAUGAAGAUAAGACCGCGUUUGGGCAAGCCAAAGGUAAGAUGGAAAGAUCGGGCGGUGAGCCUAGUUCCAGCAAACCCCCUCGAGAUGCGACAAUGGACCCCUUUACAAAGGCCCUAAAGGAAACGAGGUGGAUGGUUCUUGAACAGUUUAGCAAGAUUACAACAUUCACCCGCAGAACAGCUCAAGAUAUUGCGGACAAUCCUAGAGUACCUCCCCAAAUGAGGCGCUUGAUGAGGAAUCCUGAAGUUCAAACGCUGCAGGAUGAGUUCGACAGCGCUAGGUUAUAUCUUGCCCGCUGGGCAAUGGGUAUCGCGGAACAGAGCGAACGCGAGCGCAAUCAGCGAAUAUGGACAGCAAACGACGUUCUCGCCAUGGAAAAUAGUUCCGUGGGAGAGUUCGAAAUUCUUGACAUGGAAGCAGCACAGAUGAGCAUCAGUGAUAAGCGUAAACCAGUCACCCUUGAAGAGUGGAACGGGUGGUUCCAUAAGACGACCGGAAAACUACAGAUCACUGUUGACGAGGCCAAGGAGCGAAUAUUCCAUGGAGGACUUGAACCGAAUGACGGUGUUCGAAAAGAGGCAUGGUUAUUCCUCCUAGGCUUUCAUUCCUGGGAUAGCAGCGAGGAUGAACGAAAGGCUAUCAUGAAUUCAAGACGAGAUGAAUACAUUCGCCUGAAAGGGGCUUGGUGGGAGCGUAUGAUUGACGGAACUUCUACCUCUGAGGAGCAGGAGUGGUUCAGGGAGCAGAAGAAUCGAAUUGAGAAAGAUGUUCACAGGACAGACCGCAACAUCCCGCUUUUCGCUGGGGAGGACACGCCACACCCAGAUCCAGACUCGCCCUUUGCAGAGACUGGCACAAAUGUCCAUCUGGAACAGAUGAAGGAUAUGCUACUCACGUACAACGAGUACAACACUGACCUUGGCUACGUACAAGGAAUGAGUGAUCUGCUAAGCCCGAUAUAUGCUGUAAUGCAGGACGACGCAAUCGCAUUCUGGGGGUUUGUUGGAUUCAUGAACCGAAUGGAACGAAACUUCCUCCGGGAUCAAUCCGGAAUGCGCCAACAGCUUAUGACCCUGGACCAACUCCUUCAACUCAUGGACCCAAAGCUCUACCUCCAUCUCCAGAAGGCGGAAAGCACCAACUUUUUCUUUUUCUUCCGAAUGCUGCUAGUCUGGUUCAAACGUGAAUUCGAAUGGGUCGACUGCCUGAGACUUUGGGAAACUUUAUGGACAGACUAUCUGUCUAGUAACUUCCACAUAUUCGUUGCUUUGGCCAUCCUGGAGAAACACCGUGACGUGAUCAUGGCGCAUCUUCAUCAUUUUGACGAGGUUUUGAAAUACAUCAACGAACUCUCAAAUACAAUCGACUUAAUCCCAACGUUAAGCAGAGCAGAGGCUCUCUUCCGGCGUUUUGAGAAGAAGGUUGAAGCUAUUGACAAGAAGUAUAACUUCCCACAAGCGCCAGUUCGGCAACGAACAACACGGCUGGCAUCUCAACCAAGCAGCUCCACAUCGCCUGACGCAGGUACCUCAGCUACGACCACCGGAGCUAAGCCAGGAGUUGGUGGAGGCGUAACCCCCGCCAAUACGGCAAGCUCUAAGUCUGAGGAAACAAACGUUGACCGAAUAAUUACUUCUCAGCUUCGAAAUCUCCUCAGCCGAGAGGUGGAAGUUAUGGAUGCUAAAGAGAUUCGAGAACAUAGCCGUCGUGGGAUGAAAUAA
Arthroderma uncinatum is the source of this 2475-nucleotide messenger RNA. RefSeq lists its product as uncharacterized. The transcript is spliced from 5 exons. NCBI's taxonomy places the organism in Eukaryota, Fungi, Ascomycota, Eurotiomycetes, Onygenales, Arthrodermataceae. The record is from RefSeq and is a predicted model, not a curated record. The coding region runs from base 1 to 2475 and encodes 824 amino acids. Gene Ontology annotation, biological process: activation of GTPase activity. Gene Ontology annotation, molecular function: GTPase activator activity.